UUGAUCCAAACGGGCUAAUUAGCGGUGUCUGCGCAAUUACGCACAUGCGCACUGGGCGUAAUCUCAGCCAUUUUUUGAAGGAAACUAAUUAGCAGGAAUAAAGAGCCAAGUGUUUUUCCCCCCACAGUGAUCAGAACUCAUUCUACCUCCGGAGCUCGCACAAACCCCUCCGUCCCCCCAUCGCGUGUUUACUACAGCCUCUAUGUAGCUUUAAUGACACUGUUGUUUGCUAACAACUCGGACCCUGCUGCCGCCGCCGCCGCCGCUGCUGCUGCUGCUCGCUCUCCCUCUUCCCCGCUUUUCCUUCUCCUCUCCCCUGGCUCCGUAAAGAACUCGGAUCUGCCCAAAAAGGAAUGAGUGGACUCUCUACGCGAUUGUUUUGUGGACUACUACACAGCCAGCGUUCGGAGCUUUGGACCAGAGCCGCUGCGGAAAUGUGGGGUGAUGAUGCGUGCCUGCUGUAGUCUCCGGUAUGGACAGCGGUGAGGGAGGAGGAGGAGGAGGGGAUGGAGGGGGAGGAGAGGAGAGAGAUGCUGACCUCAGUCCCCAGGCUUUAUCUCUUCCUUUCCUGACCCAUGCGGUCGUUUCAGAGCAAGGGUCAUCCUCUCAUACCUCAGCCGUGGCCCCUGCCAAAGAGCCCCUGACCCUGCCACAGCAGGAGGAGGAGGAGGCAACUGAGGGGUCCCAGGCUCGAGGGGAGACCCACGGAGAGGAGCUGGGCAGCGAUCAUCAGCAGAAGCAGGAAAACAAAGCGUGUCACAAGCAGGGAAAGAACACAGACUUUGGGGAAGGAUAUUUGUCAGGGCGAAGAGACGUUGGGGAGGCACACAAAGGUGUGGGGAAAGCGUCGGAUCCAGGCCCCCCUCUAAAUACUCCGAUCAGCGGCAUCGGAGUGGAGGAGAAGGAAGGGGAAGAGGCCAUCUCAAACCAAAGCCAAACCAAAUCCAAAUGUUAUUUAUUACCUCAUCAGAGCCAGCAAAGCUCUUCUUCCAGCACUGCAAAGGCCAGUGGCACCCUCAACAGCAAAACAGCCGCCUCUCCAAAGCCCUCCCCUUUUCUUUCCACCUCUCCAAAGCACUUCAAUUGUCCAUCCUUUUCUUCAGUCAUGCUGAGCGAAGGAGAGGCAAAAUACAUUAUAGGGGAUCAGGGGUGGAUUUCUGGGUCUCCUAAGAGCUUUAAAUCCCAGCAGCCGACGCUGGCUCUUCCACUGGCAGAGACAGAGCCUUCCUGUACACCUGCUGAGGAUGAUGGGACAGCAGGGGUUCUUCACUCUUCCAUUUCCAACGGAGAUGGUGCCAAAGCUCCAGAACCAAAUGAAGGCCAACUUGACACGGACAUGGAUGAUGACAGAGACAAAGAGGGGGACUCUAAAGAGGCCGUCCUGAAGACCUUCAACCAAGAACUCUCACCCAAUUCACUGACCAGUCAAAUGACGAUAAUGCACUCGCGCAACUCCUGCAAGACGCUGAAAUGUCCCAAGUGCAACUGGCACUACAAGUCCCAGCAUACACUUCAACUCCACAUGAAAGAAAAACACCCAGAGAAUGGAGGUCAGUGUGUGUGUGGGGUCCCUGGGGGGAAGUGCGUGUGUGGCAGUGCAACACGUGGUGUGUGUGGGUAUUGCAGUUCAGGAAAACCCCAUCCUCGCUUGGCCCGUGGGGAAACAUACGCCUGUGGCUACAAGCCUUACCGCUGUGAGGUCUGUGACUAUGCUACCUCGUCUAAAGGCAACCUCAGCAUCCACAUGCAGUCGGACAAACACCUAAACAACGUUCAAAACGGGGGCCACUCCAACAGCCAGAUGCACACUGCUCAUUUGUCAAACAACAGCAGUUCAUCAAACGGUCACGCCCUAGAUGAGACGCCGUACAAGCUCCCACUGUCUUCAUCCACGCCGGCGUCCCUGCCUGUCAAGCCCACACCACCAGUGCAGUCGCACUCCCAUGGAAAGAGGUGGCGAUGUGAUGUUUGCGACUACGAGACCAGCAUCGCUCGCAACCUGCGCAUACACACCACCAGCGAAAAACACACACACAACAUGCUACGCUUGCAGAGAGGAUACUAUCUGUCCCACUGUAGAAGCCUUGCUCCCCAGCUCAAGCAUCUUCAGAACCCUGGUGCGGAGCUCUCGCUGAACAUGCGACUCACCGGUCAGACCGUCACAGAGCAGCCAAUCACACUUGGAUCUACCCUGACACCGUCCCCCUCCCCUUCACCCUCUCCUCCUCCGGCGCCAUCUUUAUCCCCGAGUGAAGAGCUCUCCCAUGCAGUGUUCCAGUGCUUAGUCUGUUCCUGUUUCUCAACCGACAGCUUGGAGUCAAUAGAGCAGCAUCUCAACACACCACGCUCUCUGCCACAGUCGGACUGGUGCUCCCUUGUCGCUGGCGGAUGCCAUUGCAGGCUGUGUGGCUAUACCACCCCACUGAGAGCUAAUUUCUCCCUGCACUGUCAGACCGAUAGACAUCGGACCCGAUACCAGCUCGCUGCUCAUCUUCAGGAGGGAGGCGAUAGGGGUCAGGAGGGCUCUGCCAUGAUUGCCAAAGGAAAUCCGGUUCAGCUGAGGUGCAACUUGUGCGACUAUAUAACCAGCAGUUUUGAGAAGAUGAGAGGACAUUCCCACAGUUCUCACCACGAGGCCAGUGUCAGAGUGUACAGAUUUCUGCAGCAGUACGAUGGCGAAGUGGAUGGCGGUUCGUGGUUAUUCCACUGCCUGUUGUGUAACCACUCAUCCUCUUCGAAGCUUCAAGUGCUGAAGCACAGUCAAACCCCAACACACCAGCAGAGAGAGGCGCUUCUCCAGCUACAGCCGAUGGACGGAGAGGAGCUGGCUGCCAUUUUUACCAUCAGGAGAAGUCAAGAUGGUGUCACAGAAGAGCUCAGUGAAGAUAUGGAAGUGCCGUGUAAGACAACAACAGGUCUUCUUGACCAAACCAAAGACAAACUGGGAGCACGGCAGGUCUCUCCAGAGUCAGACGAUUCUAUUGUGAAGGAGAAGAAGUGCUUGAUGAAGCGUCCAUUACAUGAUGAUGGCGAGAGCGAAAACUUAACCAAACGGCCCAGAACACACCAGCAAAAUGAGAACCAGCAGACUGUCCAGUGCCCUUUGUGCCAAGCGAAGGUCCAAUACCCACAGCUACGGCAGCACCUCACACAUAUCCACAGCGUCGCGCAGGAUUGUGUUGACAAACUCAUCAGCGCAGUAAAGCCACCGGCAGAGAAGCAGCAGCAUCAGCUAGAUACCGAGCAGCAGACUGAUGCGUGUGAGGAUGACGCUCAGAAAAGUGAAAGUGUAAAGACUGACAAAGAAAAUGCCCCCAAUAACAGUCUGACAUCACACACAAAAGGAGAGAAAACGGAGGGUGAUGUAGUCGCAUCCAAAGAUGUCACAGCUCUGCUCACCCCUCCUCUGGAAGAAAAUACUGGUCACCCUUCAAAUGAAAGACUGGCUCCUCAAUCCCCAACUCAGACCCCCCCUUCCUCACCCCCAACUUCUCCUCCAAGUGAUCCUCCUCCCCAUUCUGAUCGCCAUGGUUACCGGUUUCGUUGCAGCAGGUGCAGCCUUGCGUUUCCCACUCAGGAGAAGCUCCAGCUGCAUUGGCAGUACCAUGCCAUGAGGGCGGCGACAGAAUGUCCUCUCUGUUCUAGACAAUGUCGCAGUCAGGAGGCCCUACAGAGACACAUCCAAAACACCCAUUCACAGACGGAUGCGCAAAGUCAGAGCGUGCCCUUACCGUCUGAAAACGGUCAAGAGAACAAUAAGACCACAGUUCCACGUGACCUCAGCUCAUCACCUGAAGUGGGUCAAGACGCAGGAGUAGGAGAUGAUGAAGGAAUGGAAGAAGAAGUAGUUGGUUCAGAAAGGAAUGAGGAACAAGAAGAAAUCAAAGAAAGGGGCUCAACUGGCGGAAAUGAGAUUGCGGUGGAGAGUUUAACUGAGACAGAAAAGGGGCUACAGGAGGACUCAAUAACUGAACUGGGCAUCAGUUCUGUGGCAAAAAAGAGUGCGAAUCCAACCAUGGAUCGCUAUCUUGAUCCGUCUAGGCCCUACAAGUGCACCAUAUGUUCUGAGUCAUUUACUCAGAAAACAAUUCUUCUUGUUCACUACAACUCUGUAUCCCAUCUUCACAGAGCCAGAAGAGCUUUGCAAGAGUCAAGCACAGGUGUUUCUGCACCUGAGGCCCCUCGGGGCCCAGACCCCAGACCAUACCGCUGCAAAUUGUGUGGCGUGGGCUAUAGUCAAAGCUCCACAUUGGACAUCCAUCUACGCUCAGUUCUUCACCAAACCAGAGCACGUGCCUCCCAGAAUCCUGCCCCUCAGACUCCACUUUCUGGUGCAGGUUCCACUAAUGCUUCCACUACGGCUCAGAAAGCUACCAGUAGCGAGGAGGGAUACAAGAAUUUGACUGUAACCCAGAGGCAAGAUGCAGCAACGCCAUCGACCUCUUCACUUGCUGGCUUUACCAACAGCGGCGAGAAUCUGCAUGAUAAAGCAAAAGUGGCGGAACUGAUCGCUUCUAGAAACCAGCUAAUGCUGCUACAACAGCAACAUUUAGCCCAGGCCCAGGCCCAAGCUCAACUACAACACACUGCCUUGCUACAGUCUCAAAUAUUGCAGCAUCUUCCGAUCGGCACUGAAAAUCUUCUGCAGCAUUUAAAUUUAGCACCGGACAACUUGCUCGCUCUGCAGCAGCAGCUUCUUCUACCCUUUUACUUGUCUGGAGAGAUGAAACCCAAUUCAGAUUCUGCUAUUAAGAGCCCAGAUCUUAGCAAGUUGGAGCUCACUAAAGCUACUCCACCAGAAGAUGUCAAGGCAAAAGCAAAAAGCCAACUACAUGAGGUGGAUGAAAAACAAAUGGCAGAUCAAGUGGAAAGUGCCAACAAUGUACCUUCCACAAAGCCGACAGAGGCGAAAUCCAAUUCGUCUCUAGAGGAUGACAAAGAUACAUUCGAUAACAAUAAGAUUCUAACUGAGAACAAAGAUUCUACUUCAGGUAAUGUUCAUGGGAUCCAAUGCCCUCCUCCUAGAGUGCCAUUCGCUGCAGUGAAUGGAGAGUCUCUUCGAGCUUUGUUGCAGAGUUAUGGCUAUGAGUUAGCGCUGCAGUAUAUACAAAACAGGCACAGACACCAGCAGCAAAAAUCGAGCCAAGAGAAAAACGAGCCCUCCGUUACUCACAACAUGGAGAAUAACUCUGAGGAGGAAAAAGAAAAGUUGAAAGGACUACUGAUCGAACAAGCCGAGCUGUUUGACAAGGACAGUGAACAGAGAAACUGUCAACAAGACAAAGAGAGCCAAACACAAAAACAGCAGAGUGAACAGGAUGAACUGACACACAAAAAGAAAGAGUGUUGUGCUAAUGGUGAGAAGUGCAAGGAGUGUGGCAAGUUUUUUUCUGAUGCUAUGAUUUUGAAAAGCCAUCAGGAAUACUUUCACAGGGUCUUGUUUCCAUCUGCAGCGCUGGAGAGAUUCUCUAAAGAAUACAGGCUGCAGUAUGACCAGAUGUACCCCCUUGCAAAUUCUACUAAUGAAAAUGCCACUGCUAGUAGCCAGCCCUCAUGCGCAACUACACCGUCAGAAUCAGAACCUACGGUGGAAGAUACUAAAUCUCAAGUGAAAACAAACACACAGAUUCCUUCAUCCUCAGCUUCGGACUCAGCCUCUCCAAUCGACAAGUCAUCUGCUCAAACUCCUCCCUCUUCACCUGAACCUCAACCAUCUCCAAAACAGGACGCUGACAGCAUGGGUCCUGGUACGUCGGCGACUUGUCAGAACACAUCACCAGCGAAGGCCUUGCCCCUUCCUCUUCCCAAAAUACCCAUGAUCCCUCUGCCUAUGCCCCAGCUACCAAUUCCACCACUCCCGUUGGCAAAGCUUCCCCUAACAAACUUGCCCUUUCCUAUGGAGCUGCCCCUUAUUCCACCAGUCGUGAUGCAGUCGAUGGCUCUCCAGCCUCAACCCUGGCUGGAUUCUAGUGUGAACCCAGAACUGGCAAAACUAUUCCAGUCCCAACUUAACCCAGCUCUUUUGGGCCAACAGACACAGAUGAGUCAAGCUAUGCUUCAUCAACAGCCCCAGCUCAGCCCUGCGUUGCUAGGUCAGUCCCCCCAGCUAAAUCCUGCAUUAUUGAGUCAACCAUCCCAACCCAGUCUGAUCCCGUCUGGACAACAACCCCAAGUAAGCCCUUCAAUACCCGAACAGCAGGGUAAAAGGACCCGUACAAGGAUAUCUGAAGAACAGUUGGCUGUUCUUCGAAAACAUUUUGACAUCAACAGCCUCCCAAGUGACGAUGAAAUUAACAAAAUGGCUGUUGAAUCUGGUUUGCCACAUAAAGUCAUCAAGCAUUGGUUUCGAAAUACUUUAUUCAAAGAGCGGCAGCGGGACAAAGACUCCCCUUACAAUUUUAACAAUCCGCCCACAACGGAACUUGAGGAGGGCAGGGAUGAAGCAGCGCAAAGCCGCAAUCUAUCUGUUUCCCCAUCUUCUCUUUCGCCAGCUCUUCCGACCAACACGUUACAACAAGCCCAGGUGACAGAAUUCCAAAGAGGAGACCAUCAUAGAGGCAGAAGGUCCUCUCGCACACGCUUUACAGAGAAGCAGCUGGAGACUUUACAGGGGGUGUUUGAGGCAACCCCCUACCCCAGAGAAGAAGAAUAUGACAGGUUGUCUGUUCUUCUGUCUCUUCCCAACAGGGUGAUUGUUGUAUGGUUCCAAAAUGCCAGGCAGAGAGCCCGCAAAAGCCAGGAUAGAGGGGCUGAUGACGACUUGGAGGGAAGAAAACAGUUUGACUACACUCAAAGUAAAAAAAAUGGGUGCUACAAAAAUGAAGACGGAAAUGUUGAUAACAGCUGCGGGGAUGACGGACACAAUGACUCAAACAAUGAGAAUUCAAUGGAUCUAACAUAUGAGUAUUACACACAUGCAGAGUCUCCUGCUCCUGAUUCUUCUCAGUGUGCAGAAGGUCUAGCGCCCAGAGAUGAACACGUGCCUGUUAAAAAGAAGCGAGAAAGUAAAACAAGCUCACCAAUGGACAAAACUUCUACUGAAACUAAAAAUGGAAUUCCUGCAGUGGAAGAGAAGGAGCAAAAGGACUUACCAACAGUGUCUCUCCCGCAACCUGUGGCCCAAGUAUUAGCAGAAAAUACCGCCAACAAAAUUGAGUCUCACUCUUCCAAAUACACACCAAACACUGUUCCAAAGGCCAAGUCAGUAUCAAAUGCCAGCCUGGGGCUCAUGCAUAGUCCUCCAGCUGACCCUGUGGUGGAAAAGCCAGCAGAUAUAUCACCCAGCCUUCCUACUGCAGUUGAGUCUGAAACAAACCAUAGUUGGCAGUCUGGACUUCCCUCUGAGAGUCAACUACAAAAGCAACAUAAACCUGCAAACCAGACUCAAUUUCAAUGUGGCCUCUGCCCGAUGACCCUUACAUCGAUUCAACAUUGGCAGGAGCAUCAGACCAGACAUCUGUUGGCUGCGCAGUCCCAAGUUCAACUACUCCAUUCUGGCUUUACCGAUCGAACUAUGCCUUAUAUGAUGCUUCACCCAAACCACACUCUUAUGGCCAGCCAAAUGCUUUCCGGUGCUAUGUCCCAGAUGAACCCCAAUGCUACGCAUCCCUUUAUUUCACAACUAAACAGUAUGCAAUUGAAAAAUUCACUUCCUGAUCACUCGAGCAACAACCUCACUAGCCUUUCUCAAGGAUCCAUGACCCCUAUGAAGCAAUGUUCAAAGGUGAUGUCAGAGAUGAGCUUUGAUAGUCAGAGGUGUGCCAAAGAGGCUGAGGAAGAGCAUCGAAGAGAUAAACGCCAGAGAACGACGAUCACACCGGAACAGCUGGAGGUGUUGUAUCAGCGUUACAGCUUGGACUCUAACCCUACGAGAGGAGUCCUCGAGGGCAUUGCACGAGAUGUGGGCCUUACAAGACGUGUUGUUCAGGUCUGGUUUCAAAACACAAGAGCCAGGGAGAGAAAAGGACAGUUCCGGUCGAUGGGACCAGGCUCCAGUUUCAGUCUGGGUUUAAACCAUCUCCGCUGUCCGUUCUGCAGGGCUCUCUUUAAAGUAAAGAGUGCUCUCGACGCCCAUAUGAGGUCGCGACAUUGGGCAGAUGCUGAACGAGCAGGCUAUAACUUGUCAAUGGCUAACGGCUUACAUGGUCAGAUUUCAAUGGCAAUGUCCUCAACAAUGGAGAGACCCAGUCCAUCGAUCUCCUGCAACCCAAACCCAAGCUACAUGAGCAACGAGUUAUCAGUGAAGCCCCCUUUUUCCUCGCCUACCGAUCAGAACAACCCGCAGGAGGACGAUGACUAUGAGGAGGAGGAUGAAGAGGAUUUCCAGUCUGAGGAGGGUACCAGUAUGGGUGACCAAGGGUGUCUCAGCCCAGAAGGUGCUGGAGGCCCCAGUCCAGACUGGGGUGACACACAAGCUCUGCAGCAACACCACCAGCAGCAGCAGCGCCAGAGGACACAGAUGAGCCACUUCCAGGUCCUGCAGCUGAGAGACUUCUACAGGAGCCACCGCACGCCCAACCGGCACGAGUGCGAGUCUCUCGGACAGAAGCUGGGCCUACCUCACCGUGUCGUGCAGGUGUGGUUCCAGAAUGCCAGGGCCAAGGAAAAGAGGGCCAGGAGCAUGAGCUCGGAUACUGCAGAUCGAGAACAGGCUGAGCUGACUGCAGUGGCAGGGGAGAGGGACAGAGCUUAGAAGGACAGACUGGAUUCACUUUGCUUUUCUAUACAUCUCCAAAACUGGUUUUGCACCUCCUGUCAGCUUCUAGGCCGAGUGUCACACUUUGCUGCCAAACAUGUAACCAGAACACCCCAAAGAUAACAAGCCGUAGUGGCCCAAAGAGAACCUGUUUUAAGUCAUGGACUCUCUUAAACUACAAACUUUGUUCUUUUCAUAUUGUUGCCAAACGUUGUCUGGUCUGUCCUUUCUUGUUGCAAAGAACUCCUCUCCCCUCUUCGUCAGAUAACCUUCUUCAACCAAAAGCCACCUUGAUGAACAAAAAAACCAACCAGAUCACAAGAGGCCAAAGAGCAUUCUCCAAGUAUGUGACCUCACUGCCCAGCUAGACCUGCAGUCUACCUCUCAGUCUGCACGACUGACAUUGGGCCCUCCACCAGACAGUGCUAGAUGACUAGCUGUGUAGCAUGUAGUUCCGGUCUCUUCGUGGCCGGGAAAAAAAUUGUCAAAGAGAUUUUAGUGUAAAUAGAGAACUCCAAAAGAUAAACUUGAAGAAAAAAAACAAACAAACAAACAAGCAAACAGGGGGAAAAGAAACAGAAUAUCCUCGAACUAGAUUGAGGUAUCUGCAUAGAGCUUUUGUAAAGACUGACUCAGAUUCCAAAGCUCGUAACCAAAAUUUUACAUGUCUGUGAAUUUUUGUUCCAUUUUUGCUUUUAGUAACAAACUGCAGAGCUGACGUCUGUACGGUGAACGGCGUGAUCUGCAGCUGGCGUCAGUAAGCUGAAAACCAAUAAACUGAUCGAGCGCCAGACUGCAGCUUCACCCACCACAAGCCAAUGAUAAGUCUUCUGUCGUACAUGUACACAUUCUAUGUCCUCUUAGUUGAUAAUAGCCCAAAUAGCACAGAACAUAAAGGUGGGUUUGUCCUGAAAAGGAUGAACUAUUUUUAUAGCACUCCACCACCAUUAUACUGUAUAUGAAAAUUUUAACCAAACUCAAAUUUACGUUGUGUGUGUUUAGUAAUAGUUUUCCUAAUAUAAAAUCCUAUGAAUUGAGAUGAACUGUCUUGCUUCGAUAUAAUAGUGUCAUGAUUAUGAAAAGAUUAUGACAGCUUUGAUAUGUUCAGGCAAGGACGUACUGCCUUUCUGUCCUACUUAAAUAUACCAAUGGCUUACCAAUGUUGUGUAAUAAAUAUAAAGCUUUCUGUGCUCAGGUCAACAGCGGAACAUGGCUCCACUUCAAACCCGAUCCUAGCAGCCUCUGUUUUUAAAACGGAGCGACAUGGUUUACCUUGACACGUAUUCCACGACACCUGUAUUUCAAAGAUCUGAGCUUUUCACCACCGAGUAAUAGAUUGUUACUUAUUGAAACUGAAGUGUUAAAUUGUGUGAGGGGUAAAUGUACAGUAUUUAGCUUUUGUAUGGUUGACUCAAGACUUCAUUGGAUGUUUAAACAGCUCCACUUCCCUCCUUCAGAAAUGGAGCUACUGCUUGGAGCAGGAAAAAAAAAAACUAUGUUAUUGAUGUUAUUUUUGUACUCUUUAAUUUAUUCCCCCCUUCCCAUCUUUGUUCUUACUCCCCUUCUCCCUGUGUUCAUUUGCAACCGGUCCUUAUUCUAACUGUAAUAAUAAUAAUAUAACAAUAAUAGCUAAACAAUAAUUAAUGCUUUAAGACAAAUAUCCAAAGACGUGAAAAUACUUUAACCAUGUGACCUACAAAAAUAAGCGCUACUGUUUACUUGACGAUGUAUUGCUGUUUUUAAAGAAGGAAAGAGUCCCUGUAUCUAAGCUACUGUUUCUGCCUCUCAAUAGCACACUGGAGACUGUAACCAAAACCCCAAACUAGAGCCAUGGCAGUUUGUAACAUAGCGGUUGAAGAGUUUUACUUCUCUUGAGAAAUGUUGACGUUUAUUUUUUAUCCGUUUUGUUAAACCAUAGUGUUGAACUCCAGCCCUUAAGGAUGUCCAGUUUGCUGCUAAUGUACUGUAGUUUCUAACAAUACUGUAGAAAAAUGCAUGCUCUGAUCGCUUUACCACUAGGCUUUAAUGACUACAAACUGUAAUGAUACCUGUGAUGCUGUUGAUUCUACUGUUAUUCUGUCAAAACAAAUGGGCAUGUGGGGCUUAAUUCCUCUGGAUUAUUUUUAAUUGCCCAUAAAUUGCUGAAAUUCCGAGACGAUAAAGAAGCAGUAUUUUUUUGUUGUUGUUCUCGUGUUUCCCCGAGUGAUCAGAUACAGCUUAGCCCUUUAGAAUGAGUUAAGCCCCACGUCUCCUCCUGGUAUGCUUUCCGUGCUGCAUUGUCUCUAGUCCCUCGGACCAGCGUGAAUAUCUUUGCUGAUCUCUGACUUAGAUAUUACAGCCAACUUUCCAAAGGAUGUGAACCGUUUUAUUUAUUUAUUUUUUUUCUGUUCUUCAAUUCAACCAAUGUUUACGACAAUACCAAUGAACUUUUCGUCUGUGCAGAAAUGUGCAUUCCAAAAACCACAAAGGCAGUUUUGUAUACCAAUUGCUUUAACGUUCAUUUCUCUUGUAUUCUCUUUGUGACUGUAAGAUGUACAUACUGGAGGGGGGUGGGGGGGUCCUCUAUGGUGAAAGGACGCCGCUAUCCUUAUUGUAGGUAAAACUAUUUUCUUUUUUCUGGAUAUGUUGUUGCCAUAGUGAUGACCAAAAAGAUACCUGUGAUGUGCACCUGUCCUUAUGUCCUGCUCCAGUGGUUUAAUGUGUCUCUAUACUCCUCCUCUUCCCCCUUUCUUCCCCGAUGGUGUGUUUUUCUUCCUUACCCCUCCCGUACUCCACUGAGCUAAAUAAAGUCUGCUUUGGUGCACGCGCCCGCCUCAUCUCUUUGGUCUCCCAG
This is a messenger RNA of Synchiropus splendidus (mandarinfish), 11528 nucleotides long. Its product is annotated as zinc finger homeobox protein 3-like. Gene Ontology annotation, cellular component: nucleus. The record is from RefSeq and is a predicted model, not a curated record. Gene Ontology annotation, molecular function: DNA-binding transcription factor activity, RNA polymerase II-specific; zinc ion binding; RNA polymerase II cis-regulatory region sequence-specific DNA binding. The coding region runs from base 473 to 8692 and encodes 2739 amino acids. NCBI's taxonomy places the organism in Eukaryota, Metazoa, Chordata, Actinopteri, Syngnathiformes, Callionymidae. The transcript is spliced from 11 exons. Gene Ontology annotation, biological process: brain development; regulation of transcription by RNA polymerase II; regulation of neuron differentiation.